GUAAUUAAAUGUGUGUCGUGUGGACCUGGGCUUGGCUGGAAUGCUCAAGGGUCCUGAAGACCCUUCUAUAGCUUCCUUCUUUUGAAUCCAUUAAGAGAAGAUGGCAAAAGUCAACAUAACUAGAGACCUCAUCCGUAGGCAGAUCAAGGAGCGGGGUGCCCUGAGCUUUGAGCGGCGCUACCACGUCACUGACCCCUUUAUCAGACGGCUGGGCCUGGAAGCAGAGCUGCAGGGUCACUCAGGAUGUGUCAACUGUCUGGAGUGGAAUGAGAAAGGAGACUUGCUGGCCUCUGGUUCCGAUGACCAGCACACAAUCGUGUGGGACCCGCUGCACCACAAGAAGCUGCUCUCCAUGCAUACGGGACACACUGCAAACAUCUUCUCUGUCAAGUUCCUGCCUCAUGCCGGGGACCGAAUCUUGAUCACGGGUGCAGCUGACUCCAAGGUGCACGUCCACGACCUGACAGUAAAGGAGACGAUCCACAUGUUUGGAGACCACACAAAUCGGGUGAAACGCAUCGCCACGGCGCCCAUGUGGCCCAACACAUUCUGGAGUGCUGCUGAGGAUGGGCUUAUCCGCCAGUAUGACCUUCGGGAGAACAGCAAACACUCGGAGGUGCUGAUCGACCUGACAGAGUACUGCGGCCAGCUGGUGGAGGCCAAGUGCCUCACUGUCAACCCCCAGGACAACAACUGCCUGGCGGUAGGGGCCAGUGGGCCCUUCGUGAGGCUCUAUGACAUUCGCAUGAUCCAUAACCACAGAAAAAGCAUGAAGCAGAGCCCUUCGGCAGGUGUACACACCUUCUGUGACCGGCAGAAGCCCCUUCCGGAUGGUGCAGCCCAGUAUUACGUAGCAGGUCACCUGCCAGUAAAGCUGCCUGACUACAACAACCGCCUGAGAGUGCUGGUUGCCACCUAUGUGACCUUCAGCCCCAAUGGCACAGAGCUGCUGGUCAACAUGGGAGGGGAGCAGGUCUAUUUGUUUGAUCUGACUUAUAAGCAGCGGCCGUACACCUUCCUCUUGCCUAGAAAAUGCCACUCCUCAGGGGAAGUUCAGAAUGGCAAGAUGUCCACCAACGGUGUGUCCAAUGGUGUAUCCAACGGCCUGCACCUUCACAGCAAUGGCUUCCGGCUGCCAGAGAGCAGGGCGCACGUCAGCCCCCAGGUAGAGCUGCCCCCAUACCUGGAGCGUGUGAAACAGCAAGCCAAUGAGGCUUUUGCCUGCCAGCAGUGGACCCAGGCCAUUCAGCUUUACAGCAAGGCUGUGCAGAGAGCCCCUCACAAUGCCAUGCUCUAUGGGAACCGAGCUGCUGCCUAUAUGAAGCGCAAGUGGGAUGGUGACCACUACGAUGCCCUGAGGGACUGCCUCAAGGCCAUCUCCCUAAACCCAUGCCAUCUGAAGGCACAUUUCCGCUUGGCCCGCUGCCUCUUUGAGCUCAAGUACGUGGCCGAGGCCCUGGAGUGCCUGGAUGACUUCAAAGGGAAGUUUCCGGAGCAGGCCCACAGCAGCGCUUGUGAUGCGUUGGGCCGUGACAUCACGGCCGCCCUCUUCUCCAAAAACGAUGGUGAGGAGAAGAAGGGAGCUGGUGGUGGCGGCGGCCCAGUCCGCCUUCGCAGCACGAGCCGCAAGGAUUCCAUCUCAGAGGAUGAGAUGGUGCUGCGGGAGCGAAGCUACGACUACCAGUUCCGCUACUGCGGCCACUGCAACACCACCACGGACAUCAAGGAGGCCAAUUUCUUUGGCAGCAACGCUCAGUACAUCGUCAGUGGCUCUGACGAUGGCUCCUUCUUCAUCUGGGAAAAGGAGACCACCAACCUGGUCCGCGUGCUCCAGGGGGACGAGUCCAUCGUCAACUGCCUGCAGCCACACCCCAGCUACUGCUUCCUAGCCACCAGCGGCAUCGACCCAGUUGUGCGGCUCUGGAAUCCCCGGCCAGAGAGCGAAGACCUCACAGGCCGAGUCGUGGAAGACAUGGAGGGCGCUUCGCAGGCCAACCAGCGGCGCAUGAACGCAGACCCACUGGAGGUGAUGCUGCUCAACAUGGGCUACCGGAUCACGGGCCUGAGCAGCGGGGGCGCUGGGGCCUCUGACGACGAGGACAGCUCCGAGGGCCAGGUUCAGUGCCGGCCCAGCUAGACGCUCCUGGCCUCGUCCCCAGCCCCUCGUACCGGCCGGACCCUCCACCCUGGGCAGGAGGUCAGGGGGUUCUGUUUUGGUUUGUCUUCCCCCCACCUCAUUUUUUUUCAUUUCCCGUUUUGUUUGUUAGUUUGGCAUUGGGGGUGGGGGUUGCUACAACUCGCUGGCUUUCAGACUUUUAGGCAGAUUGCCCCUUGACUGACCCCAGCCCUGAGCAGAAGAACAGGAGGGGAAGCCCCUCCGCAUGCCCCCCACCUCCUGCUUCCAGGUCCCCAAAGGGCUCUGGCCUGCCCCGGUGGGGAGGCAAGGGUUGAAGCUGUCCUCAAGGACUGCCCUACCCUUCAGUUUGCAGCAGGAAGGGGAGUGGAACUCCCAGUCCAAAGGGCUAGCCUUGACCUGUGGCUACUCUUGACCUGUGACUGGCAAGGCUAGCUCCCCUGUGCUCUUCAGGGAAGGUUCUGAAAAAGGCUGGAGUCCCACCCUCCCUCCAAAGCCACUGUGUCGGGGUGGAAGCAGAAGGAAGGAUGGGCGCCCUGGAGUGGCCAGGCCAGGCCAGGCCAGGCCACUGCCUGGUUGCGGUGGAGCAUCCUCACCCUGAACCUGCUCUUCCUGGUCACCUCUGGGGGCUCAGCCUCUCCCAAGGGUGCUGGCAGAAGGUGGGGCACCGCACCGUACCCCACCCACCCAUGCCAGCCCUUCCGGACUACGGACUACGGCCACUCUCCUUUCUCAGGCGCUCCUGGCCUCACUGUGACCUUUCUGCCAGAGCUCCCAGCCAGGCCUGCUCUUGCUGAGGUGGCGCUCCCUGCUAAGGGCCCUUCUCGCCCUUUCUGCCCUCCUACUCACCCACAUGCAGAGCCGCCACAAAGACCAAAGAAGUGAUGGCUUUUCUCUGUCCCCUGCUGCUCUGGGGGGAGGAGGGUGAGUCUCCUGAGCCACUUAGAUGGGAAAGUCCCUAACUCAGCCCCCUCCCUCCUCAGCAGCCCCAAGCUUUACACUGGAUGCAGCGGUCACCCCACCAGUCACCAAGCCUCCCCCUCUCUGCCCCCGUGACUCUCAGCUCAGGAGCUGCUCCUGGUAGUCGGUUCCUCCUCCCCCCCCCCAGUGCUUACGAGGCUCCAGCCCUCCAGCUGCAGCCUCUGGAGAGAAGCAGCCUCCCUUCUUCUUUUUCUCCCUCCCUCAAUCCCUCCCUCCUUCCUUCCGCCCCUGUCUCUGCCAGGUGCCUCCUCUCAGUCAGGCUUCAGAGCAGCCCUGGAGACACGAGGGCCAUGUUAAAAGCUUUUUCACAGUUUUAAGAAGAAAGGGGGGUGAGGAUAGUGGUGGGGGGUCUGGCACCAUCUCUUCAUUGCUUUAAUCCCAGCAACACAGGUGGCAGCUUCUCCCCCUUCCUCCCCACCCCAGUCCCUCUUCCCACCCCUCUCUCUAGCUUGGUAAUGAAGUAUAUUUAUUGGUGAAGGAAACAGCUGCUGCUGCUUCUCCUGCUGCUGGGACUUGCUCCCCUGUCUCUUCUCCAUGACCUUUCUCCAGCCAGGGAGGGGAGAGCCGGAGUAUUGGGGCUGGGCCCUAGGGCCCAAGAACCAGCAGGGGCCCCUUUGCUUUCCUGUGUUCCAGCUGCCAGUCAUUUCCUCCCUCCCUGCCCCCCCUACCCCCCCACCCCUUGCCUGUCCAGCCGAGCCCUGCAGUGUGGAGAGACACAUAAGCCUUACUGUCCUCUGGGGGCAGGAGCCGAGCCUUUUUGUUGCUCCGCUCCCAGGAGAGUGAGGGUGACGCAAUUGAUUAAAACCGUUUUGUUCUA
Pteropus alecto (black flying fox) is the source of this 3932-nucleotide messenger RNA. It is a transcript of the gene WDTC1, whose product is annotated as WD and tetratricopeptide repeats 1. NCBI's taxonomy places the organism in Eukaryota, Metazoa, Chordata, Mammalia, Chiroptera, Pteropodidae. Gene Ontology annotation, cellular component: Cul4-RING E3 ubiquitin ligase complex; cytoplasm. Gene Ontology annotation, molecular function: protein binding. The coding region runs from base 101 to 2137 and encodes 678 amino acids. The transcript has 15 exons. The record is from RefSeq and is a predicted model, not a curated record. Gene Ontology annotation, biological process: negative regulation of fatty acid biosynthetic process.